Molecule: messenger RNA, 1894 nt
Organism: Calypte anna (Anna's hummingbird)
Lineage: Eukaryota; Metazoa; Chordata; Aves; Apodiformes; Trochilidae
Gene: NOL6
Product: nucleolar protein 6
Exons: 9
Coding region: 1-1467 (488 amino acids)
Biological process (GO): rRNA processing; tRNA export from nucleus
Cellular component (GO): small-subunit processome; UTP-C complex; CURI complex
Source: RefSeq, a predicted model, not a curated record
AUGGCGCGGCGCGGCCAACGCCGCCCCAACGCCGCCCCAACGCCGCCGCAGCCGCCGCCGCUGCUGCCGCUGCUGUUGCCACCCCGCGCUGCCCCUUCUGCCGCUGCCUCUUCCGCCGCCGCGCUGCCCCGCGGGCCCCCGCCCCUCCCCGUGCUGACGGGCCCCGCAGCCGCCGCCGCCGCCGCCACUUCCUUUUGUGACGGCGCCCGCUUGGCCGCUGACCUCAGCGCGCCGAGACCCGCCCCGCACCGCCGUGAGACACGCCCCGCACGGCUGCGAGACACGCCCCGCACCGCCGCGAGACACGCCCCGCACCGCCCCCUUAAAGGGACAGCGCGGUCCCAGCCCCUGAGAGAAGGGGUGCGGGGGACAUGGCGUGGGGAACAGGAUGGUUAUGUCUUCCGUCUCCAAGUGGCCUACCACAGAGAGCCCCUGAUCUUGAAGGAAGUGGUCACCCCAGAAGGGAUGCUGAAGUACCAGGAUACAGAGGAGUCUCGGCAGCUGGAGAUGGAGAUACUGCAUCUGCCCUAUCUAACCAGCUCCCUCCAUGGGCUUCAGCAGCAGCACCCUGCCUUUGGCAGCACUUGCCGGCUGGCCAAGCGCUGGGUCAGUGCCCAGCUCCUGAGUGACAACAUCACUGAGGAGUGUGUGGAUCUCCUUGUGGCCUUUCUCUUCAUCCACCCAGCCCCCUUCAUGCCACCCAGCUCUCCCCAGGUGGGCUUCCUGCGCUUCCUCGACCUGCUGGCAACCUUUGACUGGAAGAACAACCCUCUGAUUGUCAACCUGAAUGCUGGCCUCACAGACGCCGACUGCACAGAGAUCAAGAACAAAUUUAUGGCUGCUCGCUCUCGCCUCCCUGUCAUGUUCAUUGCCACCCCCAAAGACCAGUGGAGCUCCAUGUGGACCCAAGGGCGACCUUCAGCACAGAUCCUGCAGCGCCUUCUUGUGCUGGCCUCAGAGUCUCUACGAGCCCUGGAGGAGCAGCUCAUGGACCCACUUAACAACCACGAUGUGAAGAUGGUGUUCCGCCCUCCUUUGGACUUCUAUGAUGUCCUAAUCCACCUGAAUCCAAACCAUAUUCCUCGGCAUCUGGAGAGCGUGGACCGUCCACUGAAGUCUUUUUCCCGGGGUGUGGUGAAGAACAGCACUGCAGAGAAGAUUCUUUUUCCUGUGGUGGAUUAUGACCCUGUACAGUGCUACCUCCAAGAGCUGAGGGAUGCCUUCAGUGAUCUUGCCUUGUUCUUCUAUGACAAGCAUGGGGGGGAAGUGAUUGCUGUUUUAUGGAAACCUUUGAGCUUUCAGCCUCAGCCUUUUAAGGUCUCCAGCAUGAAAGGAAGGAUGGUGACAACUCUGAACAACGAGUUGAUCUGCAUACCCAACGUGGAGGCAAUUCUUGAGGACUUUGAGAUUCUGGGAGAAGGCCUGGUCAAAAGUGUGGAAGCUCGUACGGAGAAAUGGACUAUCUGAGGCCAGAGAGGUGUUAAGAGGGGCCUGUCCUGAAGCUGAGUUUGUCCACUCUGGCAGCAUUCCUUUUUAUAAACCAGUCACCUGAAAGCUUUUUAAGCCCCAGAACUGUGUUUUACUCUAUUUAUCUUUGUCUUGUUCAGAAAAGCAGGGGGCUGUGUACUGUUUUCAAGAAUACAAAUACUUUUUAUUUUUAAGAAAAUAUAAAGAUGGGAUAGUGCUUUUAAAGCAUUCCCGAUCACUUUGUAGGAAGCAAAGCUGUGUUGUCAUGAAAAUGUCAAGGCCUGAAAAUGUUGGCUGAGGUGUGAAUUGGGAGGGCUGUUUCCUAGUUAAAUGGAGUUCUUUGCAGCUGUUGUUAUUCGAGUGGUUGACAAAACCAAAGAAAUACGAGCCAUUAAAAAUGACCAGUUUAUUCCUUUUUUCAGUCCUG